GGCCGAAUAUCCCGCAAACAAAAGACGCCGAAGGAAUUCAACAAGAGGUCAGCUGAAUCUGCCUUCCGCUCACUGGUCAAAACACACGAGAAGUAUGGCUGGGUCACCCCGCCGCUCUCCGAGGGCUAACCCAGGCGAGGGGCCCAGAGAACAAGAAAGCCACAUUCCAUCCGCUUCCUAUCCGAUCCAGCAUGAAUCCAUGGGCAAAGAAACAGAAAAUAAAGACAAGGAAAAAAAGAGAAAGAAAAAUAAGAGAGAGAGAAAAAAAAGGAAAACGACUUUACUCUAAAAGAAAAAGGAAAGAAAAUCAAUUUAAUCUCUAACCGGCAACUCAUCCUCCCACUGUUUAUGACGCUAACUUAAUAUAUUAUUAUUAUUAUUAUUAACUUAUUCUUGUUUAUUUUGUAAUUGUUGUUGUACGUUUAAUCAUGAUUAUGGUCAUUGGUGUUAUCUGUUAUU
This is a messenger RNA of Penaeus chinensis, 459 nucleotides long. RefSeq names its product ubiquitin-conjugating enzyme E2Q-like protein CG4502. The record is from RefSeq and is a predicted model, not a curated record. NCBI's taxonomy places the organism in Eukaryota, Metazoa, Arthropoda, Malacostraca, Decapoda, Penaeidae.